Molecule: messenger RNA, 3778 nt
Organism: Carlito syrichta (Philippine tarsier)
Lineage: Eukaryota; Metazoa; Chordata; Mammalia; Primates; Tarsiidae
Product: V-set and transmembrane domain-containing protein 2A
Exons: 5
Coding region: 1-873 (290 amino acids)
Source: RefSeq, a predicted model, not a curated record
AUGGAGCUCCGAAUAGGCUCAGACCCCUUCCCCCACACGCCAAAAGGAGGAAAAGAAGGCAAGAGGCAUGCACAUUUUUUUAAAGUCAACACGCAGUGCCAGGGGCUCUUUUGGAAAAUCCGCUCCGCCCGGGACUUUCGGACUUCUUUCCACCUGCCGGCGGCGCCCGGGGCCCGCGCCUCCGCCGGCGGCCGUCCGGCCACACGCUCCGGGGAACAAAAGCCCGCGGGUCGCCGGCUCGCAAAAUUUACCGAGUUUCCGCGGAACGUGACGGCCACCGAGGGGCAGAAUGUGGAGAUGUCCUGCGCCUUCCAGAGCGGCUCCGCCUCGGUGUACCUGGAGAUCCAGUGGUGGUUCCUGAGGGGCCCGGAGGACCCGGAGCCUGGGGCCGAGGGGGCCGGCACGCAGGUGGAGCUCGCGCCGGACAGAGACCCGGACCUCGACGGGACCAAGAUCAGUACAGUGAAAGUCCAAGGCAAUGACAUCUCUCACAAACUUCAGAUUUCCAAAGUGAGGAAAAAGGAUGAAGGCUUAUAUGAGUGCAGGGUGACGGAUGCCAAUUACGGGGAGCUUCAGGAACACAAGGCCCAGGCCUAUCUGAAAGUCAAUGCCAACAGCCAUGCGCGCAGGAUGCAGGCCUUUGAAGCCUCGCCCAUGUGGCUGCAAGACAUGAAGCCUCGCAAGAAUGUCUCAGCCGCCGUUCCCAGCAGCAUGCACAGCUCUGCCAACCAACGAACGCACGCCACCUCCAGCCCUCAAGCAGUAGCCAAAAUCCCCAAGCAAAGUCCACAAUCAGGUGCGAGGAUAGCUACAAGCCAUGGACUUUCUGUCCUGCUUCUUGUUUGUGGCUUUGUGAAGGGUGCUUUGCUUUAAUCUAAAGUGCUGACUUUUUUCCAAUAUCACUUUCUCUUCUUAAAGCAAAGAGCAAAUCGCCUGUAAAAUCUACGGAGCGGACAGCAAAGUUGACCCUAAACUCCAAGCACCACCCUGCACCCACUCUACUAUAAUUAACUACACAAGGAGCGCCUGCUUCCGGACGCAUAAAUGAAGAGGCUAUCACACGCUUUGUUGAUAAUAUUUUCUUUGGCAAAUCACUGAUCCUUUAUUUCAAGAGAAUUAGUGUGAAGUGAUAGGACAUUUUCUAAUAGCAAGAUCUAUUUUUUUCCUUUUCUUUCGACGACUGAAAUCAUCAUCUCACUGACUGCUCAGGGGUUGGCCAGAACGUCAUCAGUAGAGUAGAUGUUUUACUGUGGAUACUCCUAGUUUCAUACUAAAGACUCAUUAUCUGCAGGAAGCAAACAGAGAUUAAAAAGCUACAACACACAAACUAUCAUCAAACAAAACCCCCCUUUAGGGGCAAGAACAAAAUUAUCAACAUUGAAAGUCAACAAGGAGGACGUUAUUUUAAAUAUGGAAUACUAUAAGAAUUUUUUUAAUUUUCCCUUUUUUCUUGGAUUUUUCUUCUUUUUCUUGAUUACAGUUCUUGUUCAAUAGUGGCAAGUACUGAUAUUGGCCAAUCCUUGUCAAUCCUGGGAGAUUUAUAUAAAUACAUUUUGAGUGUUCUAUAUUUCAAUGUAUUUUGAUUCAUUUCACAAUUCUUGUAUAUGCAAACUUGACAAAUUCUGUAAAUUGCUUAUAGUAUGUGUGCUAUAACUUCAAAGUAGAUGUACUAUGACCCUCAUGCAAGCUGAUUUUUAUCAUUAUAUCUAUAAAUAUAUACUUAUGAAUACCUAUGUGUUGGGUCACUGACCAACUUUUUUCACCACACAUUUGUUUUUCAUGUAUAAUCCAUGCAUUGUGUGAACUUUGCGAUGCAUCAUUUCACUUCCACGGGUUGGACAGCUGCAGACGGUCUUUGUUGUCCUCUGCUUCCUUCUGGAAAAUGCGUAUUCAAAACUGUAGUCUCUCAUAUAUGAAUUAAUUUUGUUGUGUAUGUGCUAUGUUGGAAUUUGCUAUGUUUCUUUAUACAUGGUAUUCACUGAGAUUUGAGAGUCUUAACUCUGAAGAAUGUACACUUUCUGGGUUUGGAAGCUACCCCUGUAUUAUUAUCAUUAUGAUUGUUGUUGAAAAGGAAUUUUGCUUCUAGAAAAUUUACCUUGAAGGUGAAUGAGAAGAAGGUGAAACACUCACCAUAAUCCCCUAAAUUUAUGGAAGAACACACUUCUUGCUGUGGCUAAAAAUGCUGCUUCCUUUGACCUUAUGAAUUUUUGUAACUUGUCAUUCUGUUAUUUGCUGCUAACUAUAUUUUAAUGUCUCCUACUUAAAAUUAAAAUUUGACUGUUGGCUGAGUACAGUAUGCAAAAGAUGGCUGGAAAUUCCUAACUAAAGCAGUGUGUUCAGUCCGUCUUAGCUAGGUGAAUUAUAAUUUCAAACAGUCCAUUCUUAUUUUUUAGCUUUAGGAUCAUUUAAAUUCUUUUAUUUAGAACUUUUUCCCCACUUUGUCAAAAAAAAAAAUAGAACUAUAAAUGUGUUUCUUACUAUGAAAUAGAUUUAGCUUAAGAAAUAAAUGACCUAAGCUUGCCUUCCAGAAAGAUUUUUCCAUUUGCUUUUGCUACAAAGCCAGAAGGUCACCUAUGCGGGACUGUCAGCCCCCAACCCAAGUUCCUAAACUGAAACCUGAAGGCAAUGAGUACCUCUGCUUUUCAAAGGUAAAUGUGUUAAUUUCCUAUGAGUCGGUUAUAAGCAGUGUGCAUAUUUUUACAGUAUUCUUGACAUUACCUGAGAAAUAUUUUUCAUGCUAAAUCUUUUAUUGCCAUUUUUCUUGUUCAUUUGGCUCAUUAUUUCAGUCUAAUGAAAAAAAUAAAAGUUUUGAUUGCACUAUUUUAUUAACCUAGAAAUGUAUUUUCUUUCAAAAUUUAAUACUUAAAAAUUAAGCAUAAAACAAUGGCAAGAUAAAUAUAAUCUAUUAAAUCUAUCUGGGACUUAAAGAUUACAUACAUCAAAGCUUGAAUGAAUAUACUGUUCCAAAUUUGGUCAACCUGGGGAAAAUCCACUGUGUAAUGUACCCCAAGUUUGGGUCAUGAGAUUGGUCAGUUCUAAAGCAAGACAGACUGGUACCUAUAUCGACAGUGUUUCCCAUACUCUUCAUAAAGGACACAUAUUAGUUUGGAAAGAGUCUCACUAGACUGUGUCAGGGUUCAAAAUAAUGAAGAUUUAUUUCUCACUGUGCUACCAAGAGUCCAACUUGCUGGUCACUUUGAGGAAAAACAUAGUAUAUUAUUUGCUCCAAAUUCAAAAGGUUAAUGUGAAAUCUUAAAUAUUGGAGCAGAAACCAUAGCAAAUUAAGGAGACCUUCUAGAGGUUUUCAGCUUAUGUUAUAUCUCUCUGGGACUAUAACUCUGUUUGUAGACAUGACUAUGAAAAUGAAUAAAGAUUGAAAAAUAAGUUACCAUAGAGUUUUGACCUUGUUUCCAUGGUUAUGUAAUAUCUAUCAUAAGAAAUUGCUUAAUGGAAUUAAAGUUGAAUACUUGUGCUCUGUCUUCAAGAUUUACAGAUUGCUUACUUAUUAAUAAAACAAUGUAAGUGAAAACACAUGAGGGUAAAAUAAGAUAAAAAUUAUCUAAAGCGAAGUUGUUAACCAGGGUUAGUACAUAAGCUUGGUGGAAUUCAUGAACUCACUGAAAUUACACGUAUAUUUUUACACAUGUGUAUUCGCUUUAUGAGAUAUGCAUAUAUGUAUUCAUUGAUUCUGAGUGAUUUACUUUGAUUUGCUGGCCUGAGAAAAGAAUGCUUAGAUGAUUUUGAGCACUCAAGUAAACCUGAUUAUUAUAAUUUUGAA